Thamnophis sirtalis is the source of this 1003-nucleotide messenger RNA. NCBI's taxonomy places the organism in Eukaryota, Metazoa, Chordata, Lepidosauria, Squamata, Natricidae. The record is from RefSeq and is a predicted model, not a curated record.
UUUUUUAAAAACUGGGAGAAUUCCUCUCUCCCGAGCAAAGGAGGGCAACAACAGAAAACGACCCAAGGGAUCCAAGCAGGACGCAGAAGCGGAACCUGCUCUGCUUGUCGCCUGGGAUGUUGUCGAAUCUCCGCACGCUUUGCCGAGGUUUCCAGGACCUACACAACUCAUUUGUGCUUCUUGUUCUCCUCCCACAGCAACCCUCCGUUGAGCGAGGAGAUGCUGCCUCCCGGGGAAUGGAUGUGCCAUCGCUGCACCGUGCGCCGGAAGAAGAGGGAGCAGAAGAAGGAACUCGGCCACAUGAAUGGCUUGGUUGACAAGUCGGGCAAGAGGACCUCGUCUCCCACCAGCGAUGCCGACUACUUGGACCGGGCGGGUGGCGGGAGCCUCCGGACCCUUCCCCACGCCCGGCUCUUGGAGCGCAGAGCGAGCCGGCCCGGCACCCCGACCUCCAACACCAGCACAGACACCCCCAACUCGGAGCAGAUCGACGUGGACGAGGACAUCAUCGACGUGGACGACGACUCGGCCCCCGGGGCGGAAGCCGAGGGGGGGCAGCCUCACCUGAAGCGGCCCUUCGAGCUGCUCAUCGCGGCCGCCAUGGAGAGGAACCCCACCCAGUUCCAGCUGCCCAAUGAACUCACCUGCACAACGGCCCUGCCAGGUGAGGGAGCUCCUUGCAAGGGGCUGUGGAGAGGGUCCUGGGUGGGCUGCUGCUUGGCUUCCACCAUUGCCCCCGGAUCAGGAACAUGGGCCCGGUGGUUGAGCCAAGCAGGGCAGUCUCUUUGAGCAGGCCUGGGCCCCUUUACGAGCUGUGGACUUCCUGCUGUCUCAGGAAUCCUGGGAUUGGAGUCCACAGGUAAUAAAGGGGAUCUGCAUAGAUUUCCCCUUCCCGCUCCCCAAUAUCUGCCUCGUCUGUCUGUCUGUCUGUCUGUCUGUCACCUUGUCCCCUACAUGUAUAUCAAGAUCUGUAUCUCCGCAUCAGCCUACCUCUCAUCCAUCC